Messenger RNA from Zonotrichia leucophrys gambelii, 1072 nucleotides. RefSeq names its product olfactory receptor 6E1-like. The record is from RefSeq and is a predicted model, not a curated record. Lineage: Eukaryota; Metazoa; Chordata; Aves; Passeriformes; Passerellidae. Gene Ontology annotation, biological process: G protein-coupled receptor signaling pathway. The transcript has a single exon. Gene Ontology annotation, cellular component: membrane. Gene Ontology annotation, molecular function: G protein-coupled receptor activity; olfactory receptor activity. The coding region runs from base 7 to 951 and encodes 314 amino acids.
UUCAGCAUGGGACCAGAAAAUGAAACAGCAGUUACUGAGUUCAUCCUAGAGGGCUUCCCAGAGCUGGAUCCAAGGCUGCAGGUAUUUUUCUCUCUGGUCCUUCUGCUCAUGUACCUGACAACAGUGAUGGGGAAUGCAACCAUCAUUUUCCUCGUGUGUGUGGAUCACCACCUGCAAACCCCCAUGUACUUUUUCAUCAGCAACCUGGCCUUCCUGGAAAUCUGGUUUACAUCCUCCACAAGCAUCAAACUGUUUGUGAUGCUGAGUUCUGGUCAGAACACUCUCUCACUAAGCAGCUGCUUUGCCCAAAACUAUUUCUAUUUUGCUAUGGGCUGCACAGAGUUCAUGCUGCUCGUUGUCAUGUCCUUUGACCGCUAUGUUGCCAUCUGCCAACCUUUGCUCUACGCUGCCAUCAUGAAGCCUCAGCUCUGUGUCCGCCUGGUUGUUGCUGCUUGGGUCCUCAGCUUUGCCCUGCUGAGCUACCGGCUGCUCUUCCUCUCUGAGCUGUCCUUCUGUGGCUCCAAGAUCCCCCAUUUCCUUUGUGACAACUCCCCCUUGUUCAAACUGUCCUGCUCUGACACCAGCCUGCUGUGGAAAAUAGACUCUGUCUUCAUAUCCUGUGUUGUGCUGGGUUCCUUGUGUUUGACUCUGGCAUUUUACAUCUGCAUCCUUUUCUGUGUUCUGCAUCUUCCAGCAGCCUCAGGGAGGAAGAAAGCUUUGACUGCGUGUUCUUCCCAUCUCAUCACCUUAUCCAUUGCCUACGGGAGCUGCAUUGCUCUCUACACACGUCCUGCAGAAGCUGUUUCCUUGAGCACCAACAGAAUUGUAGCUCUGCUGAAUACAGUCCUGUACCCAUUCUUAAACCCAUUCAUCUACAGCCUUCGGAACAAACCUGUGAUCCUGGCCCUGAGCAAAUCCAUUGCAAGGGCAAGAACAAAGCUUUUCCCCUAACCAUAGUGCAUUUCUGGAAAGCCAUCCCAAGAAUCUGGUGUCAUCUGUUACACAAUAGCAGCGCCUGUGAGUGCAGCCUCCAAACAGGGCUGCCUCAGGUUAAGAGAUAAGAGACUCAUCU